Messenger RNA from Equus caballus (horse), 4713 nucleotides. The record is from RefSeq and is a predicted model, not a curated record. Lineage: Eukaryota; Metazoa; Chordata; Mammalia; Perissodactyla; Equidae.
AUGGGGCUGCCACUAGCCCGCCUAGUGGCCCUCUGCCUGGCCCUGACCUUGGCCAGGGGCGAGGAGCUGCGGAAAGAGGGCAGAACGCGCAACCAUGGCCACAACGUCUGCAGCACCUGGGGCGACUUCCACUACAAGACCUUCGAUGGCGACGUCUUCCGCUUUCCCGGCCUCUGCGACUACAACUUCGCCUCGGACUGCCGUGACACCUACAAGGAGUUUGCUGUGCACCUGAAGCGGGUCCCGGGCCACGAGGGGGGCAGCCCCCAGGUCAAGUACAUACUGCUGACCGUCAAGGACGACACGGUCUACCUCACCCCCAAGCUGGCUGUGCUGAACGGGGCCAUGGUCAGCACCCCACACUACAGCCCUGGGCUGCUCAUCGAGAGGAAUGACGCCUACAUCAAGGUCUUCUCCCGUGCUGGCCUCACCCUCAUGUGGGACCGGGAGGACUCGCUCAUGCUGGAGCUGGACAGUAAAUUCCAGAACCACACGUGUGGGCUCUGUGGGGACUACAACGGCCUGCAGAGCUACUCCGAGUUCCUGUCUGAUGGCCUGCUCUUCAGUGCUGUCCAGUUUGGGAAUAUGCAGAAGAUCAACAAGCCCGACGUGGUGUGCGAUGACCCCGAGGAGGGGCGGACCCCUGAGUCCUGCUCUGAGCACCGCGCUGAGUGUGAGAAGCUGCUGACAGCCGCGGCCUUCAAGGACUGCCUGGGCCUGGUGCCGCUGGAGCCGUACGUGCAGGCCUGUGCGCAGGACCGCUGCCAGUGCCCCUCGGGCGCCUCCUGUGUCUGCAGCACCCUGGCCGAGUUCUCCCGCCAGUGCUCGCAUGCCGGCGGGCGCCCCGGGAACUGGAGGACUGGCACUCUCUGUCCCAAGAGCUGCCCCGGGAACAUGGUUUACCUGGAGAGUGGCUCGCCCUGCAUGGACACCUGCUCACACCUGGAGGUCAGCAGCCUGUGUGAGGAGCACCGCAUGGACGGCUGUUUCUGCCCUGAAGGCACCGUGUACGAUGACAUUGCGGGCAGCGGCUGCAUCCCCGUGAGCCAGUGCCACUGCAAGCUGCAGGGACAUAAGUACGCGCCCGGCCAGCAGAUCACCAAGGACUGCGAGCAGUGCGUGUGCAAUGCCGGCCGCUGGGUGUGCAAAGACCGGCCGUGCCCCGGGUCCUGUGCGCUGGAGGGCGGCUCCCACAUCACCACCUUUGACGGGAAGAGGUACACCUUCCACGGGGACUGCUACUACGUGCUGACCAAGAGCGACCACAAUGACUCCUACGCCCUCCUGGGCGAGCUGGCCGUCUGCGGCUCCACGGACAAGCAGACCUGCCUGAAGACGGUGGUGCUGCUGGCCGACAAGAAGCAGAACGUGGUGGUCUUCAAGUCGGAUGGCACUGUGCUCCUGAACGAGCUGCAGGUGAACCUGCCCCACGUGGCAGCGAGCUUCUCCAUCUUCCAACCGUCCUCACAUCACCUCAUCGUGAACACUGCCUUCGGCCUCAGGCUGCAGGUCCAGCUGGUGCCGGUCAUGCAGCUCUUCCUGACGCUGGACCAGGCCGCCCAGGGCCGCGUGCAGGGCCUCUGUGGGAACUUCAAUGGCCUGGAGGGCGAUGACUUCCAGACGGCUGGCGGGCUGGUGGAGGCCACGGGGGCGAGCUUCGCCAACACCUGGAAGGUCCAGUCGAGCUGCCCCGACAAGCUGGACUGGCUGGACGACCCCUGCUCCCUCAACAUCGAGACCAACUAUGCCGAGCAUUGGUGCUCCCUGCUGAGGAAGACGGAGUCCCCCUUCGGCAGGUGCCACUCGGUUGUGGACCCGGCCGAGUACUACAAGAGGUGCCUGUACGACACGUGCAACUGCCAGAACAAUGAGGACUGUCUGUGCGCCGCCCUGUCCUCCUACGCCCGUGCCUGUGCCGCCAAGGGCGUCAUGCUGUGGGGCUGGCGGGAAAACAUCUGCAACAAGGACGUGGGCUCCUGCCCCAACUCGCAGAUCUUCCUGUACAACCUGACCACCUGCCAGCAGACCUGCCGCUCGCUGUCCGAGGCCGACGCCCACUGCCUCCAGGGCUUCGCGCCCGUGGACGGCUGCGGCUGCCCCGACCGCACCUUCCUGGACGAGAAGGGCCGCUGUGUGCCCCUGGCUAAGUGCUCCUGCUACCACCGAGGCCUCUACCUGGAGGCGGGGGAGGUGGUCCUGAGGCAGGAGGAGCGGUGCGUGUGCCGGAACGGGAGGCUGCACUGCAUUCCAGUCAAGCUGAUUGGCGAGACCUGCAAAGCCCCUAAGAUCCACAUCGACUGCAACAACCAGACCGCGCUGACCAUCCGGAACCCCCAUCCCCUCAGCUGCCAGACGCUGGCUGCAGGCUACUACCAGACAGAGUGUGUGAGCGGCUGCGUGUGUCCCGAAGGGCUGAUCGACGACGGCCGAGGCAGCUGCGUUGUGGAGGAGGACUGCCCCUGUGUGCACAACAAGGGCUUCUUCUCCCGCGGGGACAAGAUCAAGGUGGACUGCAACACCUGUACCUGCCAGAGAGGACGCUGGGCGUGCACCCAGUCUGUGUGCCACGGCACCUGUGUCAUCCACGGGAGCGGCCACUACAUCACCUUUGAUGGGAAGUACUACAACUUCGAUGGACAGUGCUCCUACGUAGCCGUUCAGGACUACUGCGGCCAGAACUCCUCGCUGGGCUCCUUCAGCAUCAUCACUGAGAAUGUCCCGUGUGGCACCACGGGCGUCACCUGCUCCAAGGCCAUCAAGAUCUUCAUCGGGAGGACAGAGCUGAAGCUGGAGGACAAACACCGCGUGGUGAUCCAGCGCGACGUGGGCCACCAUGUGGCCUACACCACGCGGGAGGUGGGCCAGUACCUGGUGGUGGAGGCCAGUGUUGGCAUCAUCGUCAUCUGGGACAAAAGGACCACCAUCUUCAUCAAGCUGGCCCCCUCCUACAAGGGCACUGUGUGCGGCCUGUGUGGGACCUUUGACCAGCGCUCCAACAAUGACUUCACCACUCGGGACCACAUGGUGGUGGAGAGCGAGCUGGAUUUCGGGAACAGCUGGAAGGAGGCCCCCACCUGCCCGGACGUGAGCGCCACCCCCGAGCCGUGCACCCUGAACCCACACCGCCGCUCCUGGGCCGAGAAGCAGUGCAGCAUCAUCAAGAGCCCGGUCUUCAGCGCCUGCCACAGCAAGGUGGACCCCACGCCCUUCUAUGAGGCCUGUGUCUACGACUCGUGCUCCUGCGACUCGGGCGGCGACUGCGAGUGCUUCUGCUCUGCCGUGGCCACCUACGCCCAGGAGUGCACCAAGGAGGGGGCCUGUGUGUUCUGGAGGACGCCAGACCUGUGCCCCAUAUUCUGUGACUACUACAACCCCCCGCAUGAGUGUGAGUGGCACUACGAGCCUUGUGGGAACCACAGCUUCGAGACCUGCAGGACCAUCAAUGGCAUCCACUCCAACAUCUCCAUGUCCUACCUGGAGGGCUGCUACCCCCGGUGCCCUAAGCACAGGCCCAUCUAUGACGAGGACCUGAAGAAGUGCGUCAGAAGAGACCAAUGUGGCUGCUAUAUCGAGGACACCCACUACCUACCUGGAGCGUCUGUUCCCACGGAUGACAUCUGCCAGUCUUGCAUGUGUACCGACUCCUCGCAGGUCAUCUGCCAGCCCGAGGAAGGAAAGAUUCUCAACUACACCCAGGACGGCUGCUUCUGCUACUGGGAGCUAUGUGGCCCCAAUGGGACGGUGGUGCAGCACUUCAACACCUGUGGAUGCCCCCCUACACCCUCAACCUCCUCCACACCCAUCAGCACGACCCCUGUCCCCUCCACCACCGCCACCACCACCACCAUCAUGACAACCACCCCCACCUCCAGCACAGCGCCGUGCUGCUUCUGGUCCGACUGGAUCAACGAGGAUCACCCCGAGACUCACGGCGACAGCGGGGACCGUGAGAGGUUCGACAGCGUCUGCCAGGCCCCUGAGGACAUCGAGUGCAGGGCGGCCACGGAGCCCCAGCUCAGCUUGGAGGAGCUGGGCCAGAAGGUGCAGUGCAAUGUGUCAUUUGGGUUCAUCUGCAAGAACGAAGACCAGUUUGGGGACGGACCAUUUGGAGUCUGCUAUGACUACGAGAUACGUGUCCGCUGUUGCCUGCCCAUGGAGGAGUGUCCUUCGACCCCAACCACGACCCCCAUGACCACUACCAUGAUCACCGCGACCACCACCCCCAGCACAACCACCAUGACCACCACCACAGAGACCACAACACCCACCACGAGCACUACUCCAUUGACCUCCACCGCGAAGCCCACCACCACAACCAGAGAGACUACAACCCUUACUAUGACCACCAUCCCAGGAUCCUCAACUCUGACCCCCACCAUCACCACCACUACCACCACAGAGACCACAACACCCACCACAAGCACCACCUCAGGGGCCUCAACCCCAACCCCCACCAUCACCACUACCACCACCACUGGGACAGAGACCACAACCCCCAUCACGACCAGCACCCCAGGGACUCCAACUCUGACUCCCACCAUCACCACCACCACCACAGGGACCACAACUAGCACCACCACCACCACCUCAGGGCCAACAACCCUGACUGCCAGUACCAGCAUUACUGAGACCCCAAGCCCGACCCCCACCAUCACCACCCACCAUCACCACCCCAGGGACAACAACCCUGUCCCCCAGCACCAGCAUCACUGA